Molecule: messenger RNA, 1207 nt
Organism: Amphimedon queenslandica
Lineage: Eukaryota; Metazoa; Porifera; Demospongiae; Haplosclerida; Niphatidae
Exons: 2
Coding region: 40-1206 (388 amino acids)
Source: RefSeq, a predicted model, not a curated record
GUAUAUACCAUACAAGUAAUUUAUUAUUAAAACUAAUGUAUGAUAUAUUCAUUAGAUUAUCAGCUACCAAAAGCUAAUUUUAAGGAUACCAAACUUCCUCAACAACCAGUGCAGUAUACUGUAGGAAAGAAGUCAUUUGCUGCAAUAAUAAUUCUACUGGUGAUCAUAAUAUUCCUAUUGGUAGCUAUACUUGUACUUAACUUAAUAUCAAAAGAUACCUUCACAAAUAGUGGUAAUACUGCUAUUAACAGUGGCAUGUCACUGAUACAGGAUACAAUGAAUAGCAUGAUUCAACAGAUUAUGGUACAUGCUAAUAAUACCAACAGGUCUACAGAUGAACUACUUCAAUUACUGAACACUAGUCUUAUUAAAGAUAUCAGUAUACCAACUGCUGCUGCUGUUAAUGAUGUACUACUAAUAGUCAAUGAAUUACUAGAGAUACAGAAUGGAUCAUCUACUCAAACUGUUUCUUGUAAAGAUAUUAAAACAGCUCAUCUUAACAGUCCUUCUGGUUACUAUUAUGUUACCAGUCGCAAUAUAUACUGCAAUAUGGGAGAGCUGUGUGGACAAGAUGGAGGAUGGACAAGGAUAGCUUAUCUUGACAUGACUAUGAACUGUCCUUCUGGACUUCAGGAAUUCAUGACUGGAGGCAUUAGACUUUGUAGGAGAGAGGGCAAUUCUGCUGGCUGUAGGUCUAACAUAUUCCAAACAAAUGGUAUCAGUUAUAGUCAAAUAUGUGGUAAAGUGGUUGGAUAUCAAAAGGGAACACCUGAUGCUGUUUACACUAACAUCAACAAUAUCAAUGAUGCUUAUAUUGAUGGAGUCAGUAUCACACGUGGGUCACCUCGUCAACAUGUCUGGUCUUAUAUAGCUGGUCAUCAGUCAAAUACCAAUACAGGUUCUACCUGUCCUUGUAAUACUGGAGCAACUAGUACAGUUCCAUCAUUUGUAGGAGAGCACUACUAUUGUGAGUCAGGUACAAACAUUGCUCCUUCUCAAGUAGUAUACACUGAUGAUACAUUGUGGGAUGGGAAUAACUGUCCUUCAUUAGAAGCUCCUUGUUGUACUGGUACUGGUCUUCCAUGGUUCUUCAGAGAUUAUGGUAAUGCUACCAUUACUGAUUACAUUGAACUGAGGGUGUGUGGGAAUGAGGUAUGGAACAAUGAAGACACUCCAGUUCAAUUGUAUGAGAUUUAUGUCAAGUAAA